Molecule: messenger RNA, 3919 nt
Organism: Sclerotinia trifoliorum
Lineage: Eukaryota; Fungi; Ascomycota; Leotiomycetes; Helotiales; Sclerotiniaceae
Source: the annotation of a GenBank genome assembly
UUAUAUCCAGUUCGGACUAUUGGGAUACCCUGCUUCCCCGUACGUAAACUUUUUCGUAAAUAAAAAAAGCGGCAAAGAGAAUAUCAAUCAUGAAUUUCGAGUGAUGAGAAGAUCUACUCAGUAAUGCCAUCAAUCUCAAAUAGAUUCAAUUGAUAAAUUGGUGAAAUACGAGAUUGAUGUUUGCAUGAUAAAGUCAUUGUAUGGCAUGGGUAACAUGAUACACUGGUAAGGGAACCCUAAGUCUCUUCAACCAGUGAUAUUCCGCUUUGAUAAAAAGAUUGUGGGAUCCUCACUGGAAACGUGAAUGAUUGUUGUUUCAUCAUGCAGAAAUAACCCUAUCCUUGAAUCCAAGUACAGAUGCAAUUGUAGUUGUAGCUUUCUAGGUACUUAAGAGGUUCUCGAAUUAUUCCAUUCUAGAUCCAGCUGUAAGUCUUGUAUUCGGUUUUGUUCUCAAUAUGUUUUCCGCCUUGAAAAAAUCUUUGAGAAUAGAGCCAAAGGUGGAAGCGCCAAAAGACGUCACUCCAAACAAAGUCGCGAAAGAGGAGAAUGUUGAAAAUGCUAGGAUAGAGGAUAUCAUUGUGGUAAAAGAUCUGGACGCGACAAGAAAAGAAGCGGAGACGGAAAAAGUCGAAGAUGUUAGAGAGGAAGAUGUUUUGGUGAUAAAAGAUCUAGAUGCCAGAUGGGAAGAGAGAGAUGUAAAAAAGGAACCAGAUACGAGAGCCGAAGAGGAAGCGAGAGAUAUUGAAAAGGGGGAAGAUAUAAAGGGGGAGGAAGAUCUAGAUGUCAGGGUCGAAAGCGAAGGUAUGAAAGAGGAGGAAGAUGUUAAAAUGGAAGAUAUCGAAGUGGAGGUGGAAGAUGCCAAGAAGGAAAUCGAAGAGGAGGAAAAAGAACAAAAAGAAAAAGAGCCAACAAUAACUUCGAACUCAACAAAUAACAUUGGAAUUCCAUCACCACCAUCAUCAGAAAUUGGUGACGAUGUUAUUGGAGAUGAAGAAAGCGAAAGGGAACAAAUUAAUUCAACCUCAACAACCCCUGGCAACGAUCGUUGCUUAGUGGGGUCAUCUUCGGUAACUGCCGCCAAUCCUGAUUCAGAAGUAAACAAAAAUGAGGAGACCAGCAUAUCCACAACACCACGUCACUCGCGUGCAAUUUCACCAACUCCAAUUGAAAAUCGCAGUCACACAGAGUAUCAAGAGAAAAGGAUUUCUUCUUCCACAGCAGAUUUUGAGAUAAACGCUCCGGAUACCCCACCCGCGACACCACCUAGGGUAGUAAGGCGCGAAAGAUCUGCCAGCCAAAGAGAACGCGAGAUCCUACGAUCGAGACAAUUUUCCGAGACAGCACGAUUGCAAAGGUCUGCGGAGAAGCCCGAGAAGACUGACGAAAACCUUGGGCUUGGGAGAAGAAGAAAGAGAUAUCAGCAUAGACAUAAAUCCAAAGGGUCUAACGCAGGCUCAGGAGAAGCGUUGAAAGCGGUCGAACCGCUGCAUGAGCAUCAGCUUGGAAAAAUGGCCUUUGCUGAACAGCAGCAGUGGAUUACGGUGCAACAGAAAACCUUCACAAAAUGGUAAGCUGGGUGGUUUAUGUUUGCAAAGUAUGAACGAAUACUUACUGGAAAAAUAGGUUGAACACGAAGAUAGCACACAGGAAAUUGGAGGUAGUGGAUUUGGUUAAAGAUUUGAGCGAUGGAGUAAGUUUUUCUGGCCAUGGACUUCCCUUGUUGAGUGCUAACGUAUCAGGUCAUUCUCAUCCAUCUUCUCGAAUGUCUUUCAAAUGAAUCACUCGGCCGAUAUGCAGCGAAGCCUAAACUACGAGUACAGCGGUUUGAGAACGCAAAUUUAUCGCUGGACUUCAUCAAAUCUAGGGGCAUUCAGAUGACAAACAUCGGGGCCGAAGAUGUCGUAGACGGGAAUCGCAAAAUCAUCCUUGGUUUGAUCUGGACGCUCAUUCUUCGAUUUACUAUAUCUGACAUCAACUUGGAGGGUAUGACUGCCAAAGAGGGUUUAUUGUUAUGGUGUCAAAGAAAAACAGCCUGCUACGAAGAGGUUGAUGUUCGAAACUUUACAGACAGUUGGAAUGAUGGAUUAGCAUUUUGUGCACUGCUCGAUAUCCACCGACCGGAUCUAAUCGAUUAUGAUACUUUGGACAAGGAUGAUCAUAGAGGCAAUAUGCAGUUGGCUUUUGAUAUUGCAACCAAGGAAAUCGGUAUCCCGGCGCUCUUGGAUGUUGAGGAUGUCUGUGAUGUGGCCAAGCCGGAUGAGAGGAGUUUGAUGACUUACAUAGCCUAUUGGUUCCAUGCCUUUUCGCAGAUGGAGAAAGUCGAAAACGCUGGCCGAAGAGUGGAAAAGUUUGUUAACAACAUGCAAGGAGCUUGGGAGAUGCAAAGUGCUUACGAGAAGAGGAUGAGAGCACUAUUGAAGAACAUCAAGGAGCAGGUGAUUACUUGGCAAGAUGCGACUUUCGAGGGCACAUAUGUGGAUGCGAAGAAACAAGCGUCACAUUUUAGUUCGUAUAAAAGAGGCCAGAAAAGAGAGUGGGUUGCCGAGAAAAGUGACCUUGCUGCGUUAUUAGGGAACAUAAAGACGAAGCUUAGCACAUACCGUCUUAGAGCUUACGACCCACCUCCGGAGUUGAGAUUGAGUGUCCUAGAUGAAGAGUGGGCAAAAUUGAUGAAGGGUGAAAUGGCUAGAGGUCAACUAAUAAACGAGACCAUUAGAGAGUCAGUUAAUACUUAUGUGCAAAGUGAAUUAUGCUAAUGGCUUUUAGUAUCAAAAAUGCCUUACGAAGAUCUUUUGCCGACAAAGCCAACGAUUUCGCAACGACUUUGAAUACGAUGCAACUGGCAAUAUCAGGAUUGGAGGGUGACGUGGAGGAUCAGUUGGUUCACGUCCGUCGAUUGCACGACAACCUUCCACCUCUCAACCAAUUUUUGGAUCAAAUUGAGGCUAUAGACAAGAAGUGCGAGGAAGCGAACAUCGAGGAAAACGACUUUACGACUUACACCUACGAUGAGCUCUGCUAUGAAAUGAGUCUAGUGAAAAAUUCGGUUGCGAAGAAAUUGGCAUUUUUGGACAAUCAAGUAGUAGCUCGGAACAUGACGAAUCUGACGCCAAUACAACUUGAAGAAUUCGAAAGUGUCUUCCGACAUUUCGAUCGUGACGCUACCAACAGUUUACAAGAAUUGGAAUUCAGUGCAGCUCUGGCGUCACUCGGUCUCGUCUUCUCGGAAGAAGAAAUGCACGACUAUUUCCUCGAUACAUCAAACGGAAAAGACUAUGUAACGUUCGAGGAAUUCAUCCGAUUUAUGGUGGACGUUACAGAAGAUCAAAACACGGCAGAACAAGUUUUCCAAUCCUUCCGUGACGUUGCGGAUGGCAAGCCUUACGUCACGGAAAUGGAUUUGAGACAUAGUUUGGUGCCGGAUGAGGUUAUCGAAAAAUUGACUCAAUUCAUACCGCUGCAUAAAGGCCCUGACCUACAGCAAGACAGGGGUAUGCCGCAAUAUGAUUACAUUAGUUUUAUGGACAAAUUACUAGUAGGGAAUGAGGAUGAUGGAAAUGAUGGUGCUCUGAGUGAGUUGAGCAAUGGAAGGAGCCCGAAGAGAGCGAGUGGAAGUGGUGGGAAAGCAAACGGGACUCACUGAGCCGAGGGGUUGCGUAUAUGAGAUGGAAGGAAGCUCAUAAGUACACGAGUAAGUAUACUUUGUCAUAACCAGCGCAUUCAUAUGACCCGGUAUAUCUUUUUUGUAUUUGGUAGUUGGUCUGCCUUGGAUUUAAGGAUUGGGCGGAUGGUGAUCGAAUUCUGAUGGGUUAACGGCGAACUGAGGUUUGAGCGAUGGAGUUGAGACUUGCUUAACUUGGUUGGCCUUGGCUGCAAGCAUAAUUAGACAAUUCUGAAAUAUUCAUCAAUUUUGUGCUUA